Vidua macroura (Pin-tailed whydah) is the source of this 2984-nucleotide messenger RNA. RefSeq lists its product as uncharacterized. Bases 237 to 2873 code for a protein of 878 amino acids. The transcript is spliced from 14 exons. The record is from RefSeq and is a predicted model, not a curated record. Gene Ontology annotation, biological process: arabinan catabolic process; xylan catabolic process. Lineage: Eukaryota; Metazoa; Chordata; Aves; Passeriformes; Viduidae. Gene Ontology annotation, molecular function: alpha-L-arabinofuranosidase activity; xylan 1,4-beta-xylosidase activity. Gene Ontology annotation, cellular component: plant-type cell wall.
CGGGGCUCGGGGCUCGCCGCCCCUCGCAUACAGACCGCGAUGCGCGGGGUGAAUCUCGCAAAUCGGCCCGGGGGGGGCGGCCGGGACCCGGCAAAGCCCCGGUCCCCCUGACCCGUCCCGUCCUACCGCGCUCCGCCCCGUCCGGUGGGCGCACGACCGGCUGCGGUGCGCCCCGCCCCGCCGCGCCCAUCGCGGGGACCGCGGAGCGCCGGGGCCGGGCCGAGCCGAGCCGGGCCAUGCCGUGCGGACCGCGGGAGCCGAGCCGGGCCAUGCCGCGCGAAUCCCGGGAGCCGAGCCGGGCCAUGCCGUGCGGACCGCGGGGGCCGAGCCGGGCCAUGCCGUGCGAAUCCCGGGAGCCGAGCCGGGCCAUGCCGCGCGAAUCCCGGGAGCCGAGCCGGGCCAUGCCGUGCGAAUCCCGGGAGCCGAGCCGGGCCAUGCCGCGCGAAUCCCGGGAGCCGAGCCGGGCCAUGCCGCGCGAAUCCCGGGAGCCGAGCCGGGCCAUGCCGUGCGAAUCCCGGGAGCCGAGCCGGGCCAUGCCGCGCGAAUCCCGGGAGCCGAGCCGGGCCAUGCCGUGCGGACCGCGGGGGCCGAGCCGGGCCAUGCCGUGCGGGGCUCUCCCAGCGGCGGCGCUGGGCCUGCGGGUCUUGGUGCUGAGCGCGGCGCUGGGAGCGGGGGCGGUCCCGGCUCAGCCGCCCCCCUUCCCUUUCUGGGACCCCUCGCUGCCCUGGCAGCGCCGCCUCGACGACCUGCUGGGCCGGCUGAGCCCCGCCGAGCUGGUGCUGCAGGUGGCGAGGGGGGGAGCGAUGGGGAACGGCCCCGCGCCCCCCAUCCCGCGGUUGGGCAUCGCGCCCUACAACUGGAACACGGAGUGUCUGCGGGGCGACGGCGAGGCACCUGGAUGGGCCACGGCUUUCCCGCAGGCGUUGGGGCUUGCCGCCGCCUUCAGCCCAGAACUCCUCUACCGUGUGGCCAACGCCACGGCCACCGAGGUGAGAGCCAAGCACAACAGCUUUGCCGCUGCUGGCCGCUACAGUGACCACACCGGGCUCAGCUGCUUCAGCCCUGUCCUGAACAUCAUGAGACACCCACUGUGGGGGAGGAACCAGGAGACCUAUGGGGAGGACCCGUUCCUGAGUGGGGAGCUGGCCCGCAGCUUUGUGCAGGGGCUGCAGGGCCAGCACCCCCGUUAUGUUAAGGCCAGCGCUGGCUGCAAACACUUCAGCGUGCACGGAGGCCCUGAGAACAUCCCCGUCUCCAGGCUAAGCUUCGAUGCCAAGGUGCUGGAGCGGGACUGGCGCAUGACCUUCCUGCCCCAGUUCCAGGCAUGUGUGCGUGCUGGCUCCUACAGCUUCAUGUGCAGCUACAACAGGAUCAACGGCGUCCCCGCCUGUGCCAACAAGAAGCUGCUGACGGACAUCCUGCGUGGCGAGUGGGGGUUUGAUGGGUACGUGGUGAGCGACGAGGGGGCUGUGGAGCUCAUCAUGCUAGGGCACCACUAUACACACAGUUUCCUGGAGACGGCAGUUGCCUCGGUGAACGCUGGCUGCAACCUGGAGCUCUCCUAUGGCAUGAGGAACAACGUCUUCAUGCACAUCCCUCAGGCUCUGGCCAUGGGCAACAUCACGCUGCAGAUGCUGCGUGACCGAGUCCGGCCCCUCUUCUACACACGGAUGCGCCUGGGGGAGUUUGACCCCCCAGCCAUGAACCCCUACAGCUCCCUGGACCUGAGUGUGGUGCAGAGCCCCGAGCACCGCAACCUCUCACUGGAAGCUGCUGUCAAGAGCUUUGUGCUGCUGAAGAAUGUGCGGGGGACAUUGCCCCUGCGGGCCCAGGACCUGUCUGGCCAGCACCUCGCGGUUGUGGGUCCCUUUGCUGACAAUCCCCAGGUACUGUUUGGGGACUAUGCACCGGUGCCAGAGCCUCAGUACAUCUACACUCCCCGGAGGGGCCUGGAGAAGCUGGGGGCCAAUGUCAGCUUCACAGCGGGCUGCAGCGAGCCACGAUGCCAGCGGUACUCGCGGGCAGAGCUGGUGAAGGUGGUGGGGGCAGCUGACGUGGUGCUGGUCUGCCUGGGGACAGGGGUGGAUGUGGAGACAGAGGCAAAAGACCGGAGUGACCUGUCCCUGCCGGGGCACCAGCUGGAGCUGCUGCAGGAUGCUGUGCAGGCGGCCGCUGGGCGCCCUGUCAUUCUGCUGCUGUUCAACGCGGGGCCCCUGGACGUGAGCUGGGCGCAGGCACACGAUGGCGUGGGGGCCAUCCUGGCCUGUUUCUUCCCUGCCCAGGCCACCGGCUUGGCCAUUGCCAGGGUCCUGCUGGGCGAGGCAGGGGCCAGCCCGGCUGGCCGGCUGCCGGCCACUUGGCCUGCAGGCAUGCACCAGGUGCCAGCGAUGGAGAACUACACCAUGGAGGGACGGACAUACCGGUACUAUGGGCAGGAGGCCCCGCUCUACCCUUUUGGCUAUGGGCUGUCCUACAGCACUUUCCGCUAUCGGGACCUGGUGCUGAGCCCCCCAGUGCUGCCCGUCUGCGCCAACCUCUCUGUGUCUGUGGUGCUGGAGAACACAGGGCUGCGGGACAGCGAGGAGGUGGUGCAGCUGUACCUGCGCUGGGAGCAGUCAUCCGUGCCGGUGCCCCGCUGGCAACUGGUGGCUUUCCGCCGUGUGGCCGUGCUGGCCGGCCGGGAGGCCAAGCUGUCCUUCCAGGUGCUGGCUGAGCAGCGCGCGGUCUGGGCACAGGACUGGCGCCUGGAGCCUGGCACCUUCACCCUCUUCGCUGGUGGGCAGCAGCCGGGCCAGAAGACGCGGGCGCCCUCGGAGGUGCUGAGCGCGCGGUUCAGCGUCACCGGCACGGCCCGGCCCUUGCGCCUCUGUUAGCGGCGGGGUUGGGCGCGGGGUGCUGGCAGAGGGAAGGGAUGCGAGGUACCCCAUGUGCCGCGGGCAGCGUGGUGGUUCUCUGCCCUGCAAUAAAGUGCUGGUGCUCCGUGG